Daucus carota subsp. sativus is the source of this 2420-nucleotide messenger RNA. RefSeq names its product TMV resistance protein N-like. The record is from RefSeq and is a predicted model, not a curated record. Gene Ontology annotation, molecular function: ATP hydrolysis activity; ADP binding. The transcript has 6 exons. Lineage: Eukaryota; Viridiplantae; Streptophyta; Magnoliopsida; Apiales; Apiaceae. Gene Ontology annotation, biological process: defense response; signal transduction. The annotation marks the transcript as partial.
GUCAACUAUCAACAUUCUCAACGGAGUCGACUCUUGUUUCUCUCAAGUCCACCAGUCGAUCACUCAAUUCUCAACUCCCAAGCCAAUCGAGGAAGUUCUCAAACUCCAGCAUCCUCUUCUGCUCCAAAUUCAGCUCUUAUCUGGGACGUUUUUUUGAGCUAUCGCGGUCCUGAUACUGGGCCUACUUUCACCGCUCAUUUGUACAAAGCACUAAAUGAUCAUAGAAUUAAAACUUUUAAGGAUGAUUAUAAGCUACGCCAGGGAGAAGUUCUCCCAAAGGCAUUGAGAACAGCAAUAAAAGAAUCCAAGAUUUACAUUGUUGUCUUCUCCGAAGAUUAUGCUUCUUCUACCUGGUGCCUGGACGAGCUGGUAGAUAUUGUCAGUCUUCACGAAAAAGAGGAGAGGUUGAUUAUUCCUGUGUUUCACCAUAUUGAUCCAUCUACUGUGCGACAUGUUAGUAUAGAUAAAGAAGAAGAAGAAAGUAGUAUAUAUGAUAAAGCUCUUCAACUUCAUGCUAAAGGGUAUUACAAGAAUGAAGAGCAGAGAGUGAAAAGCUGGCUCCAUGCGCUGAACGUACCAGCCGGCAUUUCCGGAAGUCAUGUAUGCGAAAAAAACAGAGAGGAACCUGAUGUUAUCGAAAAAAUUGUUGCUGAAAUAUUACCGCGGACAAAACCCAAGAGUUUUAAUGAGAAAACUGUAGGCUUGGAUGGUAGUAUUAAGAGCAUAGAAGAAUUGGUGAGCAGUGGUGCCACUAAAAUUGGUAUAUAUGGUAUGGGUGGAGUUGGCAAAACAACUCUCGCCAAAGCUGUGUUUGAUAUGAUACAUCUCGAUUUCAAAGGUAGUUGCUUCCUGGCGGAUGUAACGGAAAAUUCAAGCACAAAUGAAGGCAUGAAGUGUUUACAGCAGCAACUUCUUAAUGAUGUUCUUCUUCAAAAUGAAAAGGAUGUAAAUGAUGUUGCCGAUGGGAAAAAGUUAAUAGAAACUAGAUUAAAAGACCAAAAGAUUCUAGUUGUUAUUGAUGAUUUAAACCACUCCAAUCCGCUUAAAUUUUUGGGAGUAAAGUCGUUUGGUCAUGGGAGUGUUGUCAUCAUAACUACAAGGCAGGAAGAUAUACUGAAAUAUUUUGAGAUUUAUGGCUCGGUUGUGCAUACAAAAUACGAGGUUGAGGAAUGGAGAGAAUUCAUUGAAGACCUGAAAGAAACUAUCAACGAAGAAAUUCAGGAUAGACUUGUAAUUAGCUAUGAUGCUAUUGAUGGCACUCAGCUGAAGAAAAUGUUCCUUGACAUUGCUUGUUUUUUCAUUGGGUGGCAGAAAGAGAGGGUAUUUGAAAUAUUGGAGACUUAUUAUCCUUAUGUAAAUGUUAAAAUCAACAAUUUGAAGGGAAGAUGUUUACUGACAAUCGAUGAUAAAAAUGUGUUGCAUAUGCAUGAUCUUCUUCGGGACAUGGGGAGGAAAGUUGCACAGAACAAGUCUCCAGGUAAUCCAGCAAAAUAUAGCAGGCUUUGGCGGGGCAGAGAUAUAGAGCGCGUGUUGACAGAGGAGAACGAGUGUGUAGAUAUGGAUGCACUUGAAGGUAUUUACUACAAAGAGGAAUUAGCCUGGGAAUUAGAGCGGGAAUCAGAGGAACCCCAACUAAAAACAUUCAAAAAGAUGAAAAAUUUAAGAUUUCUUCAUCUAGUUGGUUUUCGGAAACCAAUCGGAAGCUUUGACAAAACAUUCAGAGAUCUAAGGUGGCUAUCUUGGGAGUGGUGUCCUUUGGAACAUUUUCCGCUUGAUUUCAAACCCAUAAAUCUUGGAAUACUUGAACUGACAAAUACGAGUUUGAGAACUAUGGAGCUCAAUAUGGUUUUCCAGAAGUUAAAGAUUCUGAAAGUGACAUAUUCUUGGGAUUUAACGACGACUCCAGAUUUCAACAUGUUACCAUCUUUGGUGAGUUUAAGUUUUCUAGCUUGCCCAAGCUUGACACAGAUACACAGAUCAAUUGGAAGGUUGGCAGGGCUUGUUUCCCUAAAUUUAGGGGCUUGUUGGAUGCUAGCAAGUCUUCCCGAAACUAUUGGCAACUUGAAAGCACUGAAGCAUCUUGAUCUUCAGGAGUGUACUUUCACUGCGCUGCCACUCGGAAUCAGUCGGCUAACGAACCUGGAAUGUCUUAAGCUUGAAGGAUGUAGUCAACUCUUGUCCAUUGAAGAACUUCCUCCUAAUCUGAAAAAGCUAUAUGCAAGUCGUUGUCCAAAUCUUAAACAAUUGGACAUACUGAACCUUACAAGAUUUAGUGGCCUGGAAGUGAUUGUAGAUUAGCAUAAAAUAUUCAGCAUUUACAAAGUUUGUUGUUGGCAUGUAAAAAGUUAUGACAUUGUGUAGUGCACAGAAGAAAAACAGCAUAAAAUCUUAUGAUUAUAAAUAUAGUACUUUUUUCUAGA